AUGUUGUUUAGAAGAGUCAUUUUCAGAUUUUCAAAGGAAAAGAUAGAUAAGAUAUUAGAUCAUGAAGAAUAUCUUACAAAACAAAUUGACAAGAUGGCUGCAGACUUUAAUUCUUAGGAUAAAAAAAUAUUCAACAAUUAUAAAGUUUUCUAUACGAAAACAAAUGUAGAUGGUACUUAGAAUUUGCUUAAAAUAAAGGAUUUUCAACUAAAUUGAAUAGAUCUGCAACAAUAUAUAUUUCAAUAUGGGGUAUGGUAGGUGGACUUUCCUAUUUAUACAUUAACCCUUGGAUAACUUUGAUUCCAGUAUUUUUUUCAAUUUAAACAAUAUCAUCUUAUGUGGCUGGAAGGAAAUACUUAGGAAAGUUGGUAAAAUCAAUAACAUUGGAAAAGGAUUAAAAAAAAUGUUCGAUUGAAUUAGGAAAUGGAAAAGUAUUGGAAGUGAAUGUUAUAGAUAAUGAAAUAUUAAAUAUCAGCGAUGUUAUUUAGGUUUCAAAAAAUAAAAUAGAGGAAGAAGUGGUAACAAAUAAAGUAUUAUAAAGAAUGAAAAAUAUAGAUAAUCUAAUUAUGUUAUAUAAUUUGAGACAUAAUAUGAUGGUAAAUUAUAUGAGGAUUUGAGAGUACUUGUAACAAAAGAUAAUGCCGAGAUUCCAAAUAUAAAAUUAUUAUAAGAUAUAAUAACAGGAGAAGAUGUGAGUGGAUACAUUUAUGAAGAAUUAGUAGAAAAUAAGGAAGAUAUAAUAAGAAAGGAGACAGAUGAAGAAUUAGAAAAGAGAUUGAAAGAUGAAUUGAAAAUAUGAAUUUUAAUUGUG
Messenger RNA from Paramecium sonneborni, 811 nucleotides. Lineage: Eukaryota; Ciliophora; Oligohymenophorea; Peniculida; Parameciidae. The record is from the annotation of a GenBank genome assembly.